CUACGCUACUGCUAAUAGUCCGACUAUACUGUGUGCGAUUGUGCGAUUACUGCGUUCUUUUCUGCAGAAGUUCAGGCAGUUCAGUGAGAAUAUAUAGAAAUAACCUGCAGACUAUAGGUAUCAUUAAAAAAAUAAAAUUUUUUAAUGUGAAUUAUUUAUUUAAUUAUAUUUUUAAUAAUAAUCAUGGUAAAUCUUUUUAAUCUAUUUUAAGUUUGGAUACUGUUCUACUGACAUUUACUGAAUUAUAAUGUUUAAUAAAAUUGUAAAUUUAUAAUUUACCGACUACAAAAGUUAAAUUGUAAGAAUUAGAAAGUGAAGACAGCUUCAUGGCAUUUAUGAGCCCAAAUAUUGUUUGACGUUUACGAUAACAUCCAAUCGUCGUAAUAUCAUUUCACGAUUUUACGAUAAAUUUUAUUAUUUAAUUACUUAAUCAAAUAAAAAUGGAAGCAGUACCAAGGUUACCUAUGUUAUCGUUCCAAUUAAAAGUCAGCUCAGAACCUACGAUUUUUGGACCAAAAUUAAAACAAUAUAUUCGUGACUUUUAUAAUGAAGACCCAGAGUCAUACACAACUGAAAUUCAUCAACUGGAAAAUCUUCGAUCUAUGGCAGUACGUCCACCGAUAGCAGUAAUAGGCUGUUCAUUACUUAAAAAAUAUUAUUGUCAAUUGCAUUUUGUUCAAAGUAGAUUUCCUAUGGGCAUUGAUGAACCUGCAGCAGUUCCUUUUUCAUGGCGAGAUACGUAUGCAAAUAUGGUAUUUAGUUUAUCAAAUAUACGUUUCGAAAUAAUAUCAAUUUUAUAUAAUAUCGGUGCGAUACACACACAAUUAGGAGCUAAAACAGAACGUACAUCAGCAGAUGGUAUGAAAAUGGCGUGCUCCCAUUUUCAAUGCGCAGCUUGGGCAUUUGAACACUUACAGAAUAGUUAUCCGCAGCCACCAGGAGUUGAUAUGGCGCCAGAAUUAAUGAAAUUCAUGCAUCAGCUUUGUCUUGCUCAGGCUCAAGAAUGUAUUCUCGAAAAAAGUAUGUUAGACAAUCGCAAACCAACGAUUGUAGCUAAAGUAGCUAAGCAAAUCGUUGAUUAUUAUGCACUAGCUUUAUGGACAUUAGAGCCUAGUAACAGUGAAGAGAGUACAAUCGCUGAUACAGUUGGAUCAAAAACGUAUAAAAGUUGGAAGACUUAUGUCAAAUUUAAACGUUCUUAUCAUACAGCAGUUACUCUGUUGUAUCAAGGACUAGCCUCGGAAGAGCAGCAAAAAAUGGGGGAGCGUGUUGCAUUUUAUAAUGCUGCGUUAGCAUCUUUAAAUAGUGCACGACUGCUUCAUGCUACUGCUAAAAGUUCCACUGGUAUUAUUGGAGUCACAGGUGAAAAAGAAGCUAUCGAGGAAGCUCUUGUGUUUACUAAUGACGUAAUUGAAGGUAAAAGAAAGGCCGCAAAAAAUGAAAAUGAAUUUAUUUAUCACGAAGAAGUACCUGAAAAAGAUGCUUUACCUACAGUAAAUGGCGCGUCAUUAGUCAAAGGUAUUUCUUUUAAUGUAAAUGAUCCAGAAGUAUCUGGACCGGAUAUUUUUGCAAGAUUAGUACCUAUGAAAGUUCAUGAAGCAAGUUCACUUUAUUCUGAAGAGAAAGCUAAAAUUCUUCGAUCAGUAGGUUCAAAAAUUGAAGAAAAAGAUCGAGAUCUUGAAAUGUUUCUUGCGUCAUUAAAAUUACAACAUUUGAGUCUUUGGGAUCCUGAUCGUCUAUUAGAAGCUGAUACUUUGCCAUUUCCAGAAGGAUUAGCAGAAAGAUGUGCUGCAUUAAAUGCUAAACCUACUGCUAUUAAAGAACUUGAAGACAUUACUGCAAAACUGUCAGCAACAUAUGGAGAUGUUGAGACAAUGCUAGAAAAUAUUGACAAACUACUUACAGAAGAAGAUCAAAAAGAAAAAAUGUACCAAGAAGCGAUGGGCAAAAGACCUCCAUCAAUCGUGGCUACAGAUUUAACAAGAGAAGCAAAAAAAUAUGAAGAAGCACAUGCGAAAGCGUCGGAGAGUAAUCAAGCUCUUCACCGAGCUAUGUCACUUCAUUUAAAUAAUCUUCAAAAGCUAUCUCAGCCAUUAGAUCAACUCAUGGCGAGCAUACCUACAAUUGAUCGGAAUACUAAAGGUGGAAAUGAAACAGAAAAACAAAGUGUUCGAGAAUUAAAAAGGAUACUUGGAAAAGUAGAAGAAAUGCAAAAACAGAGAAGUGAACUUUAUUUAAAAUUAAAAGAAUCAAUAUCUCAAGAUAAUCUCACUCGAAUUUUAGUAACUGCAACAGCUGAAUCAACCCCUCUCGAUACUCUUUUUGCAGAGCAUCUCAAGAAACAUCAGUCAUUAGUUGAUUUAAUCGAUCAGAAUCUCCUGGCACAAGAUAAUAUAUUGACAGCUUUGACGGAUGCUUAUGCACGAACAAUUGAAACUCGUAAAUCUGUCGAAGAAAUUAUAAGAAAACGAGAAUCGAUGAUAGCAUCUCUUAUUAAUUCUUAUGAGGCUUACGAAGACUUAUUGGCUAAAGCAUCAAAAGGUCUAGAAUUUUAUCGUAAAUUAGAGAUGAAUGUUACAAAACUUUUGCAAAGAGUUAAAAGCACAUGCAGAGUUCAAGAAGAAGAACGCGAACAAAUUCUCGCGAAAAAUGGUAAAACAAAUUCAAUUGAAUCUACAUUACCAAUAAUUCCUGAAAAGAAAAAAGGCUCAGGCAUGAAGUUGAGAGACCACUUAGCGAAUAGGCUAAAGAAUAAUCCAUCUUAUCAAAAUCCUUAUGGAGAUAAACAAACUAUUCCUGUUGCUCCAGUACAGCCGAAUCCUCAUACUACCGGUAAAUCUUACUCCAAUGAACAUCACAUCGGUCCUGAUGGCAUUCCUAUUCAUGCAGUUCCUCCUAUGACGUCUGAUUCAACACUUCAAGAUCCUCAACAAAUGUAUCAGUACUAUGGAUAUAACAAUUAUUAUAUGAACCAAGGAAGUAAUUACAUUCCUCAACAUUACAAUUAUAAUUCUACAAGUCAAAGUACAUCAGUCCAAGGUUUUGCUAAAUCCAAUACUACUAAUAGCGACCAUAUGUAUCAUCAAGCUAGCGGUUCUUCUAAUACAGAAGUCGCAAGUAACAGUAGUCAAUAUGCGGGAUACUUCAACCAGAUAAACGAAUCAGUGUCAUUACUGCCGAAUCAAACUCAAUAUCCUGGUCAAGUAUAUGAAGAUACAAAUCAAUACUCUCAAUACACAGAUUACCGUACAAACCAAGGAUAUACUACAGCUAAUACUGGUUAUCAAAACAUACAGGGUCAGCAGUCGAACUACAACCAACCGUAUCAGGCUAUGCCGCCUAAUCAAACACCAUCACCAGUUCCUGCUGGACAACUUCAGCCUAUGAACGUAAUUCAAGAUUCAAAUUCUCAAGUAUCUAAUAUAAAUGUUGGAUCUCAUCAAUAUGAGUAUCAAAAUGUUAAUCGUGGAGCUUACGUUAGCCCCUAUCAGCCAGUAGUACCGCAAAUUCAACAACAACAAAUUCAGCCACCAGUUUCUGAAAAUAUUACAAAUUAUUCUAUAAACCAAGAUAAUCCUUCUUUGCCGUCAUCGGUCCCACACAGUAGUGGGACCCUUUCUCAACAAAUUUAUCCACAAGAGACUACAAAUUUACAGUAUCCAGCUGCCCAGAAUCUUCAGCAACCUCCUGCUCAAGCUGUUAAUAUAGGAUACAAUGUUCCAGAACAAUAUUUGACAAACAAAGCAACAGGUAUCCAUUCUAACGAGGCUUCUUCUGUGGCACCUACAUAUUCUGGUACUCCGUCGGACAUUUCUGGAAUAAAUCAAACAGAAUCACAGUACUACCAUCAUACUAAUAAUAAUACUUUAAUCCAAAACACAACACCUUAUGUCCUUUCAUCUCAACAGGGUUAUAUUGAAAGCGGACAACCAAGUGUACCGAGUUCC
This is a messenger RNA of Cotesia glomerata, 3947 nucleotides long. RefSeq names its product tyrosine-protein phosphatase non-receptor type 23-like (gene mop). Gene Ontology annotation, biological process: endocytic recycling; protein transport to vacuole involved in ubiquitin-dependent protein catabolic process via the multivesicular body sorting pathway; protein dephosphorylation. Gene Ontology annotation, cellular component: endosome. The record is from RefSeq and is a predicted model, not a curated record. Gene Ontology annotation, molecular function: protein tyrosine phosphatase activity; protein binding. Lineage: Eukaryota; Metazoa; Arthropoda; Insecta; Hymenoptera; Braconidae.